Messenger RNA from Pocillopora verrucosa, 4416 nucleotides. Its product is annotated as cilia- and flagella-associated protein 61. The record is from RefSeq and is a predicted model, not a curated record. NCBI's taxonomy places the organism in Eukaryota, Metazoa, Cnidaria, Anthozoa, Scleractinia, Pocilloporidae.
AAGCAACGGCGCCUUGUUGUUGACCGUCAAAGUUUAUGAUGGCGCGAAGGAAAUGGACUUGAGAAUUUCUUGAAAUUUUCACCGUGAAAGAAAUAUGACUUCAAAUUCGUCCCAGGAGGUAAUUCAGGCGCGCCGGACAGAAUCUUUGGAUGCACCAGAGAUAUUGAAACUUGUCAGCGCCACAACAGAAAAGCUUUUUGGUCGUGUAAAUGUCGUAAAUGUUAUUGAAAAAGCCAGUUUGGCUGUAACAUUGGUUAAUGCAAACAAUGAUGUCAUGGGCCAUGCAGCAUUCUUUGAUUACCCCAAUCUACCAAGUUUGGAUCCUGGGAAAUGGGAAGAAUGGUUUCAUACAAAAUAUGACUGCAAAAAGUGCAGUCCUCUCAACACCCUCUUCAUGAACUACUUUGUAGCAAAGGCAGAUUUUGCAUAUGGCUGUGCAACAGAAAUUAUCAGAACUGUUUUCAAUGCUGUUCCAGCUCUUCAUUAUAUUUUCCUCAUUGUACCAAGAGGAGUUGAGACAGGACCAGUACUGACAGAAUUAUUUAAGCCAGUGGCAUUUAAAGAGAGUUUUUCUGGAAGAUUGAGUAUUGAAUUGCAAGUGUGUCAUCGUCAUGAUCACAGUGCGAAAUUACACAUCAGACCAGCAAGGGUUGAGGAUCAUGAUGAUCUUACACCAAUUUUUAAUCGACAAAGUGAUGUCCUCACAUCUACAUAUGGUGACUUUUUCCUGGCAGAGCUUAUAGAGGCUCAGGAUGAAGACAAUAAAUGUGUUGUUGCUGAUGUGAAGGGCACUGCUGUUGGUUUUAUGAGCGUCUGUUCAAAAGUUGAUGUAGAGUUACUGAGCAGCUGUUUUGACUUAAAGCCAUUUAAUGGAUUGCAAAAACUACAAGGUCAAACACCAGCACUAGGUACUGAAAAAGCACCAAGUCCUGAAAGAGAACCAAGAGUCACACCGUCAGACGAACAGGUACAAAGAACAUCGCCAUUAGAAGAACGGACAGAAACACCAAAAGACUCAACAAAGCAGGAUAAAGUUGAAGAACAAGUGCCGGCUCACUCUGCCAGCCUCUCCAGAGCAUCAAAGGGUGCAACCGAUGGAGAACCAAGCGCAUUUUGCAUCCAACUCUUUUGCAUCGACGAAAAAUACGAGACGAGGUCUAUAGAUUUUCUUCCAGCGGUGUUUGACCUAUUUCCAGAAAAAGACUACUGCAUUUUAACAAUGCCUCAUCUUGUACCAGAGUUCCCUCUUCUUCAGUCUUUUGUGAGGGUUACUCCAAGAAAGUACAGCACAUUAUCUCAAGAGCUUUAUGUGUUUCACCGAUGGGGUCUCAUUGAAUCGUUUCAAGUGAGUCCCUGUACCUCGGCUGACACUGAAGGAAUCCAAUCUGUUGUCUCACAACUGAAUGGCGCAGAUAUCAUAAUGCAAGAUGUUCAGCAAUACAAUAAUGAUAGGAGAGACCCGGAUGGUACUGAAAUUCAGUGCUUUGUCGCUAAGAGUUUGGAUCAAGUUGUCGGCGUCGCCCUCCUUAGACGAGAAGAGGAUAUAGAAUAUAUCCGCUCUCAUUUCAACAUUGAAGAUUUUAUUUACUUCAAUCAUCAUAAAAGAGAUGAACAUGGCCGUCUGUUCCAUUUUGCUCUCAAUCCUGUAUUUCAGCAAUAUUCCAAACACUUUCUAAAGGAAGUGCUAAGACUGGCCCACAAAUCUUGCCUGUAUUACCCAGUCUGCCCAAGAUACACAGAAACACAACCAGGCUCCAAACCCCAUACGACUGUGACAGCGCUUAAUGACUUGGUACCAAUCAGAGCUCGUCGUCAAAUUAUAUACCCAUUGGAUCAACUGGGCGGAAAUGCUCCCUCAGAAAGAAUCUUAGCAAAUAAGGAACCCUUUGCUUUGACUCAUUUGAACAGAAAAUUGACUUUAGAACCAAAGGUUACCAUUAAUGCUCGGAUUGUUGUGGUCGGAGCAUCAGAUGUGGGAAUAUCUUUCCUUGAAACCCUCUUGUUUUGCCCGCAUCUUCGUUUCAACAAUUUAACGCUAGUAUCCACACAUGGUUUGCCAGGCCAGCUUCCUCCAGACGAACUGCGUUCAAAGUGCCUUCCUUCCAGUCUUUGUUAUACUCAAGACGAUUUCACUCACAUGGCAUUGGAAACCUGGAUCAAGGUUGUUGAGGGCAAAGUCAUGGCACUUGACAGAACGAACAAGGUCGUCAAAGUGAGCGAAGGAGCAUUCAUUCCUUAUGAUUACCUUAUUCUGUGCACUGGUCAGCAGUUUCAAGUCCCUGUACCUACUGGCGCUGAUAUCUCCACUUUAGUCACUACCAGUGAGGUGACAAUACCUCAAGUAUCACGAUACACGGGCCCCCUGCCAUCGUCAGUGUUCACUGUUAAUACAGAAAAAGACUGUGAGAACGUGUUGAGCUUUAUCCGGGGGGAGUUUCUUACAGGUGAAGGAAAAGCCCUUGUGUACGGAAACACACUGGAUGCUUUCGUCAUGGUGCAAACCCUUCUAGCGGCUGGACUCCCUGGAUCACGUGUUGUGCUCGUUCAGCCCCCAGUCUCGUUACCAACCUGUUUUAAUAACCCGUUUAUCGAGGAUGCGGUUUCUGCAGCACUAAAUGAAUGUGGAGUGGCGUGUCAUGUCGGCUUCACACUCGCCCAGUGGAAUGACGGGAAAGUCGACCAGCCUCUGUCACGUGCUACGUUUACGUCAGAAAACAAACCACUCAGUGUUGACUGUGAGGCGUUCUUUUGCUUCCAAUCCAAGAAGGUUGACAACGACGCUUUUAAAGCCAUUAAUGACAGCUGUCUUGUGUUUGACGGAAGAUUAGUCAUCGACGCAGAUUUCCACACAAAUGACCCAUGCAUUAGGGCUGCAGGACCACUAACGAAAUUCCAGCGGAGAUACCAUGCAGAAUCUUGGACUCAUGGAAACUUCAACUCCAAGGAGGUAGGUGAAGAACUGGCGCAGUCUUUGUUAACAUUGUUUGAUCCCACCCUUGACGCCAUGCUUCUCGACACGGAGACCCCACGAGAGCAGCAUUUACUGAUACCAAUAUACACCAAACCGAAGACAGUCUCUGCUAUGUUACCAGGGGGAUAUAAUUACUUGCAAGUCGGUAAACCAAGCUUGAAUAUUCCAUUAGACGCUCACAUGGUACAGCCUGAAUAUGGCAGGGAACUUAUCACCGGUAAGGACCAUGAGCAAGGCUACUUCCGCUUGCACGUGAAUCAGCACCGCUCCAUAGAGACAAUCACGUGCUACACUCGACAGGGGCUUGAUACAAGUAACCUUGUGUGUUUGUAUGCCCUACAUGAGCGAUACCUGAACAAUUUGUUGCAAAGAUUCGACGAGGGGCUCAUAGAUGAUUUCUACAGCUUUUUCCGAGAGUCCUGGUGCCUUGCCGUUUUCCACGAUAGAUUCAAAGAUUUCAGGGAUGAGAUAAGAGAACUUCUUGUGGCAAAACCUUCCGCCGAUGUACCGUCAUUGGAGGAGAAAGUACGGAAGAUGAUAGACGAAGACUUAGUGUUGACCAAGGAUCAGCGCCGCGUUCUCUCAGACUCGUACAUGGCUUCAUCUGCUAGAAAGGCAAUCGAGCAAAGAUUGCUUGGAUUCCUCAGCUACAACUCCAAUCACUUGCCCAUGUAUGCCAAACCUGGCAUGGUGUGAUGUCAUUUAACUCGUCAUCGGCGUUUCCUUUUUUGUAGAUAAGCGUGGUACUAUUGGUUGAUUUCACUGCUUCAGUGUUACGCAGGUUCAUCGGAAAGUCCAAACGGUUUCGAUAAAACUGCAAGGGCUUGUGUACUGUAUAUUGUCUUCGAGUAGUAUCGAAUUGAAUGGAAAAUAAGGAAUGUAAGGAAAAUAAAUUACUGUUAUGUGUAUAUCAUCGACGAUCGAGAAAUAAACCAAAAAAAAAAUUAUAUUUAACAUCGAGUAUGUGGUGGCUUCUGUACUUCGACAGGCGAACCUCGUACCUCAAGAUGGCGGCGUUUUUACUUUGGGCUUAACUCACCUUAACUCGUAAACUUUCCUGUUUGCGGUGACAAUUUCUAGAUCUACCAUUUGUAAUAAAACCCAAAUAUUCAUAUUCAUACUUCUUUUCAUUUUUAAAUACGGCGAAAAUAUACAUAUUUUCCAUUGCUUUAUGAUAUAAGUUAGUGAAAUAUUGAAUGUAAAGAUCGUUGUUAAUCAGUUCAGGUUAGGUUAAGAGCAAUUCAUUGUUUCAUCGCUAGAGCUCUUAUUCGCUCCUGCAAAUAUUGACCACAUUCAUCUGGCAACCUCAAGAGUAAUAAACGAAGAAUCACGCCUGAGAGUCUCAUGACUGACACGAAUAUUCAUGGCGCCUCCUGGAGUUAAGCACUCUUUAAGUUGAUUGUGCACAAUAAAUAUGUGCAUUGAGGAUGCACAAAACCUUUGAA